Messenger RNA from Dermacentor andersoni, 4446 nucleotides. RefSeq names its product monocarboxylate transporter 12-like. Gene Ontology annotation, molecular function: monocarboxylic acid transmembrane transporter activity. The record is from RefSeq and is a predicted model, not a curated record. Gene Ontology annotation, biological process: transmembrane transport. Lineage: Eukaryota; Metazoa; Arthropoda; Arachnida; Ixodida; Ixodidae.
GGUUAGGCUCCAGUUAAACAUUUUCUCCGCGUGCUCGCGACAGAGCUAGUUCGUCGCAGGUAGCGUUGACCCUCUCUCGUAAGAUGCCUUGGUAUCUCCAGUCCUUCUGAGGAUUAGACGGAUGAGGAUGCCACCACCUAAAGAGCGCCCAUCGACCAUGGCCAGCCACUACGUUAUAUCAGAGCAGCCGCCCGAAUUCCCUUACAAUGGUUACGGUACAGAAAAAUCGGUGGACCAUUUCAGUGCGAGAGCUUCCCGCAACAAUACCAAAGGCCAGGGAGAGCUGCCCACCACCACAGACAAGUGCUGGGGAGUGCCACUGUCGUUGUCGGGUGCCGCAUUCCUGGUGGGCAUGCCUUGGGCGUGGUUUGGGCUCCUGCUCGUGUUUUUCGUGGAGAAGUUCGGCAUAACCAGGGAAGAGGCGUCCUGGCCGAAAAGCGUCGCCACAACAAUCACGAACAUCUCAGGGCUGGGCGUCUAUGGACUUCAGCGAUACCUCAACACAUACCACGUGGUGCUUCUUAGCACCAUACUAACAUCGGUGGCCUUUGUCUGCGCAGCCUUUGCCCCAAAUAUGACAUGGAUGACCGUUACCGUCGGAGCGAUGCACGGUUUCGGACACGGAACAUUCCUGACGGCAUCCGCCAUAUACACCCUCCAGCAUUUCGACAAAUACCGCUCUGUCGCGACGUCUUUUAUCUUUAUCUCAUACGGCCUGUCGGCCAUUGUGAGCCAGUUCGUGCUCUCGGGGCUGGUGGACGCGUACGCCCUUCAAGGAGCACUUCUCGUCUUCGGAGCAAUGGUUUUAAACUCAACGGCGUUAGUCAUGCUGGCCAAAACCCCUACUCCUAUGCGACUGGGUUGGACACGAAGUACGGUGCACCUUCCGCAGAAUGGCGUCCACAAACCCGGGCAUUAUGGUUCUACCAGUAAUGACAACUCCACCUGCCAAAUCAGAAAUCAACAAAAGCAAAGACCACAACCGACGACAAAAUUGAGGCUUGAAGAGAGCGCCUCACUGAAAGACGUGAUGACGAUCUUCACUAUGCCUUCCUUCUACGUUCUCCUCGGAGCGAUACUUGUCGGGGACUUCACGACCGUCGAAGUCUUCGGAACGAUCGUGGAUUACAGUCUAGACAAAGGCAUAGCAGUUCAGACUGCCAAGCACAUGAUAACGCUGUCCGCAAUAGGUCAGGUUGCGGGCCGCACCGUGGCACCUUUGGUAGCGGACUGCAUGCCCUGGACCCGUCGUCCUUUGUACUCGAUCAGCUUCGCGGUAGUUUCCGUGGGCCUCAUCGCAAUGCCUCACGUGUCCAGCUUUGCGCCCUUGGUAUCGCUCUCAUCGCUGGUAGGAGUGUCUCAAGGUUACAUUUUGUGCAUCAGGUACGUGCUCACCGCGGAAUUCGUGGGUGUCCAACGGACGGCGGCUUGCAGCGGCAUCAUAGGCAUCGUCAUGGUGCCUGCGUACCUGGUCAGCCCGAAGUUAGUAGGUAUCUUUCGUGACGCAAGUGGUUCCUAUGACAACUAUUACCGGAUGCUAGGCGCCCUCAGCUUAGCAGCCGCUGUUCUCUUCGCAACGUACGAUGCCUGCAGCCGGGUUCCGACCGAGCGUACAAAACCGGCCAAGGACGAAGGUGACCUGCGGUAUAAUCGAUAAACUUAAAUAUUGAUUUCUUCAUUUGACGCCGUCGUCAAUUUCUCAAUGAUUGGGAGACGGGCGCGAGGGAAGUGGUCGAGCCCUUAUUAACAUAUGCGUCGACUGCAAUGUACCCUCGAGAAAAUAUGACGAGGGAAUUGAAGCUCCAAUGUGCUCCAAGCUCCAAGAUGGUGCCGGGCAGAUCACACGCGUCCAAGCGGGGCGCGAGCACGUUUAUGUGUGCCAGACAGACAUCCGUUUCUGGCUGCCUCACAUUUCGACGCGUUUGGCUACGCAGCUACGGCGUGGUACAACCAACACAGAGUGAGGCAGAUUUAUUUCAUGCCAAAAUGUGCUCUUCUUUACUUUUUCUGCUGAUCUAACGGGUACAAAUACUAAACGUUCACCUAUCUGAAUAUUUCAGCAUUUUGAAGCACUGUCUAUAACAUAUUGCGCGAGGAUGUCUAAGGGACCCUUUAACAAAUUUGUUGGGUUCCAAAAGUGUGCACUUUGCAAAUGUAUACGUUAUUUAUGUCAAAUAAACUUUAAAAAAAAAAAGAACGUCCAUCAGUGACCGAAGUGGCCGCUUGCUUGCGCGCGUCUCGUAGAUGCAAACCGUCAGUCAUCACAAGGUGCGGCGCGCUCAAGGCGCACCGGCGCGAGCUUUCGUGCAUCGGCAAGCGUACAUGUAGUUUGGCCUUUGUGCGCUGCUUUGUGUGCACGACCAACGCCUCCUAGAUAGCAGUCCUAGGCACUCCACUUGACGACGUCACGCUAUUUGAACCGAAAUUUCCACUGCGAAGCCCGACGUGACGAAAGCGGUGACGACAAAAUAACCGCCAAUUACUCGGGAUCACCCAACGACCCCUAUAUACUUCACAAGGCCUGCGCCCAUUAUUCUGACGUCACAACCCGCCUGCCGACACUCCAGCGGCUGCGAAAUCAGCUUGAUUUCAACUCGGUCACUUCGCUUGGCUGUUCGUCGCUGCCGCUGAAAACGUGGUGUCUUCCUUGUGUGUUGUGCUGCGCUUGUGCUGCGUCUGCAGUCACUACCGUGGAUAUUUGUAAGAAUCGUCAUGUCUGACGGCACGUACGAUGCCGAACACGCGUUGUGUGCUGGUAUGUACGGCAAUUUUGAUACUGAGAAGAAGGUGCAAGUCUCUUCUUUCCCCAAAGCUGAGGACAUGCGAACGAAGUAGGUGCAUGCCAUUCCCCGAAAGGAUUUCACAUCAACUGCAUAUACUAAGGCAAAACUUUUAUACCCGUCGUAUUCAUGGUGCUAUUUUUACUCAGCACGCAUUUUUGUUUCUAGGUGAAUUUAAUUCAUGUUCGUGCGGUUAGCAAAUGAUACAAAGCCUUGUGAACUUAUCGCAUUUCUGACAUCGCAAUUUUUAGUAGCGCUGUUUUUCUGUAUGAAAGCAUAAUCUUCUUCUUCAACGAAGUAUUUUAUCUGUGCAGGUAUCGCGUAGCAAUUAGACUUUGUAGAUUUUAUGUAGUUAUCUGUGUAAUUAUCAGUGUAGCAGUUAGUCAGUUUGCUAACAAACAGUGCGGCUAACAUAUUUUUGAGCCUCUUUUGUAAGUAAUGACCUCGGACGUCCUUCAAAUAAAAAGAGCACAAAAAAAGGGAAGCUUGUCUCUUUAUUGAGAAAUUAAUAUUGGCAAUUCACUGUCUUGCAACGCUAACUUGCAUAUGUCAUGCGUUUUGGUUGUUGAAAAAGAAUGGUUGUGAAUUGGUGCUCAUUUCCGACUUGUUUGCGUGCGUUAUCUGUAUUGUGUGCUCCUACCGGCAACUAAAAGCUGUGCUUAUUGUGUGCGUUCGAGUGCACUCGUAUUUUAACUGUAUAUAGAAUGUUUUUCUUCACUGCUCUCGGAAUUGAUGGACUUUAUGUGAACACUGCUAUACGUGGGUAUAGCGGUUUGGUAAGGCGUGGGCACUCAGAGCGCGGUAAUACCGACAUGGUCUCCAGUCGCCAGGAUCUUUCCUUGGCACGAUGUGGAAUGGUGAUGCCCAGUUGCUUAAGGAACGUCGCACGAUGCCUAGUUCAAACAUGUUCUCAAACUCGCGGCGAGCGAGGGAGAGGCGGUCUCAAGGUAGUCCGCGAGGUCGAGUAAACGCGGUAGGUCCAGUAGUCACGACGUGAUGAGUGAUCGAGUGCUUCACCGGUAACUCUCUGGUAUGCGACUUCGUAAGGUUGGCAAAAGCAGUGAUGAUUCUUGCGUACGGCGAAGCGGGUGCGAGAUCUCGAAGUCCCGUCGGCGAGGCGGUGCAGAGUGCACCGUUGAUCGAGAGGCUGGUGCUGAGAUCGAUGACGCUAUGAGCAUGCAUGUCUGCCACAGGGUUGAAGAAACUGAGGAAGUCAGCGCGGAAAUAACCUCGCGAGACAUAAGCAAGGAUUAAAAUCCAGGUAAACGUACGACGCCGUCCAAGGUUAAGUGUAAGAUAUAGUUGGUCGUAUGUGUGUAUGGUGGAGUUGUUUAUCGCUUGGAGCGGGCAAGUGUGUACAUUGUUACGGCGAUCUGCACAAGAGGCCUGCAUGACGCUAACCUGCGCUAUUGUGUCGACAAGGAGUCAAGCACCACUGAUCUUGUCAGAAACGUAGAACAGGCGGCAUGUUCUUCAACCAAUACCCAUUGCCGCCGUCAGUGGCCAGCGCACGCCGUCAGCCUGCGCCGUGAGCGCACGCGCGAAGUUGUUUCGAGCAAGCGAGCGAGCAGGUGUGCGCCAGGAGCGCAAAUGGAGGGAGUGACGUAACAUCCGCUCUGCUAGGCUCAUGCUCUGUCAGGCAUGGUAGAGUGUAUAAGCGCGACUG